AUGGAAUUCAUUAAAAACCAGAAAUGUGCGUGGCCAAGAGGGCGUGUCCUCGGUGGUACAAGUUCAAUAGACUACAUGCAGUACAUAAGAGGAAGCCGACAUGACUAUGAUAACUGGGCCAGAGAGGGUGCUGAUGGAUGGAGUUAUAAGGACGUACUGCCGUAUUUUAUCAAGUCUGAGGAUAUGCAAAUACCAAGUCUGCGAUAUUCACAGUAUCAUGGAAUUGGCGGUCCUCUAACUAUAAAUAAAGGAACAGCCACAUGUCUCAGCGACAAUGUGUAUAGAAGGGGAAUGGAGGAAAUUGGAUACAGAGUGGUAGACUGUAAUGGAAGGACGCAAAUAGGCUAUUGCCCUGGACAAGAGACUGUGAGAAACGGAGAAAGAUGGAGUACAGCCAAGGCCUUCCUAAGACCUGCCAUGAACCGUCCGAAUCUUCACGUGGUAACAAACGCAUAUGUUACAAAGAUAUUAGUUGAAAAAAGGACGGCAGUGGGAAUAUCCAUGGUGAAAAACUAUGAAAAAUACAAUAUUAAAGCAGAGAAAGAAGUCAUCAUUUCUGCUGGAUCCAUAAACUCACCCAAAAUUCUGAUGUUGUCUGGAAUCGGACCUGUGGAGCAUCUGGAUUCAUUGGGAAUCCCAGUGGUUGCCGAUCUGCCUGUCGGAGAAAACUUAGAAGAUCACAUUAAUGUACAUCUAUCCUUCAGAGACAACACAAGUUCAGCGUACAUGUACAACCAGUCACCAUUUCAUUCAUUUGAAUACGGCUUAUCAAAAUCAGGUCCUUUGAGCAAAACACACCAAGAGGGAAAUGCAUUUCUCAAUGAUGAUGACAACUUGAUUCCAUACUUACAACUUUCAUUUAUCAGUGUUUCAGGAAUUUCUCCUUUUAUCGAUGAGCUAACUGAAAUGUUCAAGCAGAGUGGCAGCAACACACCACAUGGCUCAUUUCUGGUACAAUGUAUACUUCUUCAUCCCAAAAGUAGAGGGAGGAUUCAACUUCAGAGUAGUGAUCCGUUUGAUCCGCUCCGUAUAGACCCCAAUUACUUAGAUCAUCCAUAUGAUAUGAAAAUGCUAUUGAAAGGAAUAAGGCAGUUAUUAAGGUUAGCCAAUACAACAGCAUUCAGAUCCGUUGGAGCAUCACCAUUAGACCCCUAUGACGAAAACUAUUUCCUUUACUGUAAACAUUUUCCAUACCAAUCAGACGAUUACUGGAGAUGUAGAGUAGCACUCAACUUUUUAACUAUGCAUCACACAACCUCCACGUGUAGAAUGGGGGCAGCUAACGAUAAAACAGCUGUUGUGGAUCCACAACUAAGAGUAAAGGGAGUAAGCAACCUGAGGGUAGUUGACGCUUCCGUCAUGCGCCAUGUUACGUCUGGAAAUACAAACGCUCCAACGAUCAUGAUUGCAGAGAAAGCCGCAGACAUGAUUCGGGGAAUUGAUAAUGUGAAACCAAUUCGGAAAAGACUGCAGAAUUAUAGAACGUUAUUAAGAGAGAGGAAAAAAGGAUAAUCUUCGAAAUAUUCAAAAUUCUAGAUGUGAUUGGAUUUAUCAACAUUUGUCCACCAAUAUGAGAAGUUGCUUUUGUGAAUGACACUCUCUUGGUUAGGGAUAUAUUUUGAUUUUUAAGUGUCCAGAAUCAACGCGUUUUAGCAUAUAUAAAACAGUAAAAAAUAAUCGAAUGUAUUCGCAACAAAAAAUAUCUGCAAGCAUUUAGGAAAAAGGGGAAAGCAAAAUGGAACAGACUGACAGACAAAAAGAAAUACAAGGCAGACUAUCAG
Messenger RNA from Saccostrea cuccullata (small rock oyster), 1781 nucleotides. RefSeq names its product glucose dehydrogenase [FAD, quinone]-like. Gene Ontology annotation, molecular function: oxidoreductase activity, acting on CH-OH group of donors; flavin adenine dinucleotide binding. NCBI's taxonomy places the organism in Eukaryota, Metazoa, Mollusca, Bivalvia, Ostreida, Ostreidae. The transcript has 10 exons. Bases 1 to 1512 code for a protein of 503 amino acids. The record is from RefSeq and is a predicted model, not a curated record.